Molecule: messenger RNA, 681 nt
Organism: Drepanopeziza brunnea f. sp. 'multigermtubi' MB_m1
Lineage: Eukaryota; Fungi; Ascomycota; Leotiomycetes; Helotiales; Drepanopezizaceae
Source: RefSeq, a predicted model, not a curated record
AUGAGUAAGAAAGCCACCAUUCCCGACGCCUGGGAUGACGACUGGGAAUCCCAAGCCGAUAAAGCCGACCCAGCAGCCGAGAGCACAAACGCCAAAGGACCCGAAGCAGCAGCAGAUGGAGGAGUCAAGCUCACGAAAGCCGAGCGUCUGGCCCAGCACAAGGAGAACCAGAAGAAGAUCUGGGAGAAUGCCCAAGAGCCCGAGACGCCCUACUUCCUCAGCACGCGCGCUCCGGUGCCCCUGACGCAGGAGUUCAAGCCCGCGCUGAAACUGCUCUCGCGCAAGCCGACGCCGAAUAUGGUCCAGAAGAUUGAUCCGCUGACCGGGUUAGCGACAAUGACGCUGGAGGAUGAGGAGGAGGAGGAGGAGGUUAUAAAGAAGGAUUUGCCAACGGCAGAGGAGCUGAGGGCACAGAGGGAGGAGAAGCAGAGGCGGUAUAAUGAGGCGCGGGCGAGGAUCCUGGGUCCCGCUGGGGGCUCGAUGUCGGGGUCAGGGACGCCGCCUGAGGGAAGAAGUGGAGAUUGUAAGGCCGUCUUCGAGUCAAUCCGUGAGCAAGGAUUUGUACGAUCCGAACUACACGCCGAAGCCGACUACGAUACAGCAGCGCACCGGAUCUGGAAGGAGCACGCCCAAGGACGACGAUCAAAUUAUACGUGCACCACGAGGACCGGACAGCAAUAG